Chelonia mydas (Green sea turtle) is the source of this 3022-nucleotide messenger RNA. It is a transcript of the gene LCAT, whose product is annotated as lecithin-cholesterol acyltransferase. The transcript is spliced from 6 exons. NCBI's taxonomy places the organism in Eukaryota, Metazoa, Chordata, Testudines, Cheloniidae. Gene Ontology annotation, biological process: lipid metabolic process. The record is from RefSeq and is a predicted model, not a curated record. Bases 62 to 1453 code for a protein of 463 amino acids. Gene Ontology annotation, molecular function: phosphatidylcholine-sterol O-acyltransferase activity.
CUCUGAUGAAAUAAAAGGGUGUUUGCUCGGAGGCGCAGAAGGGAUCCCAGCUGGACCUGCCAUGGGGCGCGCAGGCUACAGGGCUCUGCUGCUCGGGCUGGUGCUGCUGCGGCUCCUGCAGCCCACGGCCCAGUUCUGGCUUUUCAACGUGCUCUUCCCUCCCAGCGCCACCCCAGAAGCAGCACCCUCCAACAGCACCCCGCCCGUGGUACUCGUGCCCGCGUGCCUGGGGAACCAGCUGGAGGCCAAGCUGGACAAGCCGAAAGUGGUGAACUGGAUGUGCCACCGCAAAACCGAGGACUACUUCACCCUCUGGAUCAACCUGCACAUGUUCCUGCCGCUUGGCGUCGCCUGCUGGAUCGACAACACCAGAGUGGUGUAUAACCGGAGCACCGGCAAGAUGUCCAAUGCGCCUGGGGUGCAAAUCCGCGUGCCCGGCUUUGGCAAGACCUACUCCGUGGAGUACCUGGACAAGAGCAAGCUGGCAGGUUACCUACACACCCUGGUGCAGAACCUGGUGAACAAUGGCUACGUGCGGGACCAGACAGUACGGGCUGCCCCCUACGACUGGAGGAUUGGGCCCAACCAGCAGCACGAGUAUUUCCAGAACCUGAAGGCACUGAUUGAGGAGAUGCAUGACACCUACCAGAGACGGGUCUUCCUGCUCGGACACAGCAUGGGCAACCUCAACAUCCUCUACUUCCUGUGGCAGCAGCCCCAGGCCUGGAAGGACCGGUUCAUCGCGGGCUUCAUUUCCCUCGGUGCCCCCUGGGGCGGGGCCGUCAAGUCCAUGCUCGUCCUGGCCUCUGGAGAUAACCAGGGCAUCCCGAUGGUCACAAACAUCAAGCUGCGUGAGGAACAGCGCAUGGCCACCACAAGCCCCUGGAUGUUCCCAACCAACCUAGCCUGGCCCGAAUCACACGUCUUUAUCUCCACGCCAUCCUACAAUUACACGUACCGGGACUACCGGCGCUUCUUCCUCGACGUCAACUUUGAGGAUGGCUGGUACAUGUGGAAUGACACCAAGGACCUGCUGAAGGGGCUGCCUCCUCCUGGCGUGGAGACCUACUGCCUCUACGGCAUGGGCCUCCCAACAGUGGAGACCUACAUCUAUGACGAGCGCUUCCCCUAUGAGGACCCCGUGGACGUGGUCUAUGGGGACGGGGAUGACACCGUCAGCACCCGCAGCAUGAAGCUGUGCAACCGAUGGGAAAAGCAGCAGAAGCAGCGAGUGCAUGUGGUGGAGCUGCCUGGAGUGGAUCACCUCAGUAUGGUUUUCAGCAACCAAACACUAAGCUACAUCAAUGAGAUACUGCUGGGCAGCUUGCAGGCCCGUGCGGAGGAGCAGGGAGGGAAUGGGAAAAAGACCCUCUUCCCACCCAACCCAGAGCCAACACGGGCCAGGAAGAACCUCUCUGGUCAGAGGGCCACUAAGAACCCCAAAAUGAACUGAAGGCAGCUGGGGUCAGCUUUGCUUCUGACUGGCUGCCCUCCAGCAAAGGGUUCAAAUCCGAGUGCCCGUGGAGGGCAAAGCAGCACCCACUCCUGCUCUGACUGGCUUUUGUAUUGUGAAUGGUGAUUAAUUACACAUUAGAGGCUUGUUAUUUGCAUAUUAGCAGAUGGGUAAUUAACUACAUUGCCAGCUAAUUCCAUCCCGCUGGCAGGUGUCACCAUGACACUGCCAUCACUGGCCUGCUAGUGUAACGCCGACAGACCCUGGUUGUUGGCAGGCGGGAUCGAACCUGGGACCUCUGAAGUUUAGUGUAUGAGCCUCUACUGCAUGAGCUAAAAGCCACGUGGCUCUUAGCCAAGGCUGUAGCAGACUCAUUAAUCUUCAGGUGGUCUAGGGGCCACUAGCCAGAGACAGAGCACCACACUCACCAGGCCACUUUGGCCACAGGGCAAUCCCAGCCUGUGCCAGGUCUGAGCUCUGCCCCCUUGGUCCCUGUGCUGGGCUCUGCAGCAGGCAGGCUUGGAUUUGCACCCAAGAAAUCUGCGCCCAAGGGGCGCUGCAAAGCAGGGGCCUUUGUGGGGCCUCACUGAGAAGCUGAGCUGUUCAGCUCAAAGAGAAUGAAUCCUGCCCUCAUCCUAGAGCUGGAGAGCCACAGGCAGCUGGGUAACUGAAUGCAUGUGCCAGGCCCUUUAAGGCCUGUGAAUGAGGCUGACUGCAGUGAAGGGCCAGUGCCCCACGUCUGGGGUGCCACCAGGCUGUGCACAGGGACCAAGGGGAGCAACUCUCCCUUGUAAAGACAGCAUCUUCCACUGCACAAAGGGUCCCUGUUCUCUGCAGUAACUGUGCAAAGUGCUCCGCUUCCAGGCAUGCCCUUAUUGCCGGCUGCAGCGGGCACACACCUCUGGGGCUGGGCCUUUGCUAACUGCUGCCAUCACAAGCCCAUCAUCACUAGGACUAGCGGGAAGAAUUGCUGCAGGAGACUGAGAGCUGCGUCUGGCCUGUGAGAGAAGCACCUCCCUGGAAGUAUCCACUGGAGCAGGGGGCUAGCCCCUGCAUAAGUACUCUGAGGCCAGGCUAGGAUCACUCCAGCCAGCCCAGGCCAGGGCUUGCAGAGCAUGCACCGGCCUUGACGUGCUUGCCCAGGGCACUGAGGAACACUGCGUAAACACCUCUUUGCCAGAGGCGCCCCUGUUUCUCUCUCCGAAGGUGUCGGAGUCCCAGGAGAGCCUUGCAUUGGGCACUCAGCAUACUGAUGAGAGGAUCCAAAUGCUGAAUCCCCGUGAGCUUUAAGCCGCUGGAGUCUGAACAGAGCCCAGGCACUGCCUUUACUGGGGGUCUCUAGACCCACUCUUGGGGUGCAGAUCCUCUGUCUUAGCACCCCCUCACCAUUGCUCUUUACUAAAUUGCACACGAAAUGCACAGGUCUAUACAAAAACACUAAACCUCCAUGGGUUUCAGAGUGGCAGCCGUGUCAGUCUGUAUCAGCAAAAACAAUGAGGAGUCCUUGUGACACCUUAGAGAUUAACACAUUUAUUUGGGCAGAAGCUUUCGUGGGCUAAAACCCACUUC